AUGAAGAAGAUAUCCUUCCUUCAAUUGUUGAUUGUCAUAGCACUUAAAUCUGUGUGUGGAGAAGCAGUCAAUGAAUUAAGAGUAUAUUUGUCAAGUCUUGAAAAAAUAUUAGCCUUUUCCAAAGAUUUAGAAAUUGGCAUCCAAACUACACUGAGUAUUCUUACUAAUAGUAUAAUAACAUCCCUUCCUGAAGGCUCGGCCAAAGACAGAAUUCUCUUUGAAUACACUCAUAAGUUUAACAGGUUUGAAGGCCCAGAAUUUUUGAAUAUUUCUUCUAGAAAUCACGCCGAAAACGUUGUUAAUCAUCAUGCUAAAAAUCAAACCCUCACAGUCAAAGAGGAGGGAAUCGAACAUGUUGAAGCUAUUGCAAAAUCAAUCAAGAGUGAAGUCAAUGAUUCUAAGUCACUCUUAGACGCUGCUUCCGAUGCUGUAGAUGAAUUUAAAAAAGAGUCAUCCGAUGUAAAGGCUGCAAGCGGAGGUAACACGACGCUGAAGAACAUAUCUGAACAUCUGAAGCACACUGGUGAAAAACUCGAAAAAAAGGUUAGGGCAGCAAAGGAAGGAUUUGAUGAUGAAAGUAGAAAUGCAGAAAAACUAAUUCAAGAAAUAGAAGACUUGUUUAACAAUGAGGGAACGGGAGGCGAAAAAAUAAACAAUCAACACCAAUCCAACUUAAUGUUUAAUGGCAGAAAAAGUGAGUACCAAAUUGAAUACCUAAGAAAUUUGGUCGCACUGAGUAAAAACAUGCAAAUUGAACAGAGCAAUAUACAAUUUGAUACUAUGACAAUUUUGCAACCUGCAGAAAACAUAGUAAACGCCAUCAAAUCGAUACCAGAGAGUCAACCUAAUCCCCAGCAGGAGGGAACACAAACAACUGAUAAGCCUCACACGAAUACUGAAGCUAAGGCACAAGAGCAAGGUAAUUCAUCGUAA
Molecule: messenger RNA, 933 nt
Organism: Babesia microti strain RI
Lineage: Eukaryota; Apicomplexa; Aconoidasida; Piroplasmida; Babesiidae
Exons: 1
Coding region: 1-933 (310 amino acids)
Source: RefSeq, a predicted model, not a curated record